This is a messenger RNA of Hansenula anomala, 2694 nucleotides long. RefSeq lists its product as uncharacterized. Gene Ontology annotation, cellular component: cortical endoplasmic reticulum; endoplasmic reticulum-plasma membrane contact site; mitochondrion. The transcript has a single exon. Gene Ontology annotation, molecular function: sterol transfer activity; sterol binding. The coding region runs from base 1 to 2694 and encodes 897 amino acids. Gene Ontology annotation, biological process: intracellular sterol transport. The record is from RefSeq and is a predicted model, not a curated record. NCBI's taxonomy places the organism in Eukaryota, Fungi, Ascomycota, Saccharomycetes, Phaffomycetales, Wickerhamomycetaceae.
AUGGAUACCAUGGAUGACGCAUGGUCCUAUUCCUACCCGUCCUCCUUGGAGAGCCUACCAUUGCCCCCUUUGAGCUCCACAAAUGGUGACAAAGUUGAUAGUGAAGUUGCUGGAGGUGCUCAAGGUAAUGGGAAACCAAACGGAAAGGAUAGGGAAAAGUUGAAAAUAGUGACUGAACAACCUAAGGAAAUCAAGCUGGAGUCUCCAAUAGCGCUGCGUCGUGAUUCAACAGGGAACGACUCUACGAAAGCUGGAUCCUCACCUCCUAAACCAAGUGCCAUGUCAGCUCCACAACCUGCCCUUUUACCUAGACACAGAAACUCAACAACUACAUCUCAGAAUAACUUAGCCAAGUCUGCACCAGCUGAUCCUCACACCACCAAGCACGAUGUGGAGUCAUUACCAGCUGAUAAUAGCAGUACCUCAAGUAUUAAUGAUACAGCAACAGAUUUGGCAAUGAUACAAAAUCAAUCACCACCAAGCACACCAGUUCAAGGCAGCAAUUUUUUCAACAACAUGAUAUCAACUUUAUCUUUCAACAAAGGUAAAGAUGGUAAACCUUCAACCUCUAUGAACUCCAUUGAUGAAAAUGGUGUUGUGACAGUUACGAUGGAUUCUCAUUCUAGAACUAAUAGUCAUGGUGGGUCAGCAAAAGAUUCAACAACUUCUCCAAGUAUGCUUAGCUAUAGAAGAGAUAAGAGGUCCAAAAGAAGGAAUACCAGUGCAAGCUCAAUUGAUAUUCCAAAAUCUCCAUUGGUUGAAGACAAAUCAAUAACAGAGGAAACUAGCCCAAAGAGUGAGACAUUCGAUACGAGUAAUUAUGUGGAUGAGAAGUUCAAGGAUACAAGCUAUAGAUAUGCAACUAUAACCAGAAAUAAUGAUUUCCAUAAAUUGUUCAAAUCAAUUCCAGCAGACGAAAGACUGUUGGACGAUUUUAGUUGUGCACUUAGCAGAGAAAUUUUAUUGCAGGGGAGACUAUAUGUUACAGAGAAGAAUAUUUGCUUUAAUUCAAACCUUCUGGGAUGGGUGACAAAUUUGGUUAUACCCUAUGCUGAUAUUUCAAAGUUUGAAAAAACUGCUACUGCUGGUCUGUUCCCAAAUGGUAUUGCUAUCAACCUGAAUAAUGGGAAUAAGCAUUAUUUUGCAAGUUUUUUGUCCAGAGAUUCGACUUAUAACUUACUAACUGAGGUCUGGGAGGCUUCAGAUGACCAAGCGAACAACUUAUCUCAGGUAAAUACAAAUUCAUUCCAAAGCACUGAAGGUGAAGCAUUAGUUUCCAAGGAUUUGAAUUUAGGUACAGAGAAAUAUGAUGCUGAUGAAUACCAAAAGGCACUGCUUUCAAUAGAUGGUGAUACUAGAACCAAUAGAAGGAACACUUCUGGAAGUGAUGAAUUUUACGACGAUGAUGAUGAUGAUGAUGACGACGACGAAGAAGAUGAUAGUGAUGAAAGCUCUAAUUCUGAGUAUUCUGGAAGUGGCAAAGUCUCCGAAGCUGGGAAAGUGGUAUCCUCCUCCCAACAAGUUGUUUAUAAAGCUAAAAACACAUCUGUUUAUGCUUAUACCGGUCCAGAUGGCCAUCAAUCAACUAGUUCUGGAAUUGAUUACACUGCUAUGCAAGAAGUUAUUUUGGCAGAGGAAAAUAUAAAAUGCCCUCCAGGUUUGUUGUUUGAGAUUUUAUUCGGUCCAAAUAAUGAUUUAACACUUCAGUUUUUGGGAUCUCAAGGUGGAAGUAAUUUCUCUAAAUUUUCUGAUUAUGAAAGGAAUGAUGAAGGUAAAAAGGAGAGAAAUUAUAAUUAUACAAAAGCUCUUAAUUAUUCAAUUGGUCCCAAAUCUACAAAGUGUUAUGUACAAGAAGCAAUUGUGUCGUUAGAUUAUGACGGGUGCACCAACGUUUUAUCAACGACCAAAACCCCUGAUGUUCCUAGUGGUAAUGCUUUCAGUGUGAAGACCAGGUAUGUUAUGACGUGGGGACCUGAAAACACUACAAACCUUGUCAUUUCUUUUAAAGUGGAUUGGACUGGUAAAAGUUGGGUUAAAAGUAUGAUUGAUAAGAGCUGUCUGAGUGGUCAGGAAGAAGCUACAAAGCAGUUGAUCCCAUUAGUGAAAAAGAUUGUUGAUGAUAACACUUUUGCAACUGAAGAAGAGAUCAAAAUUGAAAAUAAUAUUGAACCACUGGCCGAUGCUAAAAGAGCUGAUAUUGAUGCUAAAAGUCUAUCUUCAGCAAAAGUCACCCCAAGUACACCAGAUUCUUUUAUUCCUGAAUUUUCAGCUUUCAAUAUUGCAGUUUUGGCUCUUUUAUCUGGUAUUUUGCUCUUACAAGUUGGUAUUCUAAGGUCGAUUAGAUCAGUUCCAGAGAAGACUUUUUCAUUCGGUGUUCUGAGUGAGAUUGAUAAGAGUACAGAAAAUGUUUUAUUCAAAGGCGAGGAGGUUUUGUUAUGGAAUUGGCUCAAUGAAAGAGCUGGUAAUUUAGACCUAUCACAAGCAGAGAAGACUGGAGUUUUGAAAAAUGAUAUUGAUCAAGUUAUAAAUAAAUGGGUCAGUAAUGAUCUGAAUAGCAAAGAGAGCAAAAAGUUGAUAAAGACGUUUGAACACCAUUUGAAUUCAUAUUCCGAAAAAGCUUUGAACAAAAUGAAGGAUGAACAACAUCAACAGAAGGCGGCUGCGUUGAAAGCUGCAAUUAAAGCCCUUCUUUAG